Molecule: messenger RNA, 4923 nt
Organism: Erinaceus europaeus (western European hedgehog)
Lineage: Eukaryota; Metazoa; Chordata; Mammalia; Eulipotyphla; Erinaceidae
Gene: MTMR11
Product: myotubularin related protein 11
Exons: 17
Coding region: 1625-3721 (698 amino acids)
Source: RefSeq, a predicted model, not a curated record
AUGGGGAGGCGCUGGUGGCCGGCGGUGGGCCUCCUGCUACUAAACCCUUAGCUGCUGUCCCCUUUGCAUUUCUGCUUGGGUGCUCCAAGUCAUCCAUUUAUUUUCCCCGGCCUCUCUCCCCCCAUGCUCUGAUUCUCUCUUUCCUAUUACGACAGACAGACCCCCGAUGUGUGGUUCCCUCCCCGCUACUCCGUGAAGGCCCACGGAAUACAGGUGGGGGUGGGUGCUAGAUGUCAUUUUCCGGAUUGCUGGGGUCACGCUGCUAGGCCACCUAGCAGGUAUGUGCUUCGCUGUUGCAGAUAGAUUCCUUCAUCACAAUAGCUUUCCUAUUUCCACAGUUGCAGCCAAGAUGGGGGACUUAAAAAACUGAGGUCAGAAGGGGUGGGGGGUAGUUGUGUAUCAGUUUGGAAAAUGGAGCCCUCACCUAAAGCUGCUGCUUCUGUAUACUCAAAAUCAAUAAAACAGCAACUCAUUAACUCUUUAUUUUGUACUUCAUUUCCUGUCUUUUUCAUACUGAAAUGUAGUUUGGUUUUUCCUCCCCCUCAUUUCUCUCCUCUGGUCACUUUCAGCUUCAGUUUACUUUUUCACUGGUAUCCCCCACCUGCACCUUUUGUUUCUUGGGGUGGGGGUGAAGGAUGGGAAAGAGAAGAGGGCUUGUCACAGAGGUUUCUAACCCUCGGCUUUUAUAGCUGUGAUCAUGAAACAUUAAUUUGGAGAUCUGGUGUCUAGGCUGCAGAGAGGGUCAUGCACUUGAAUCGGGUUCUCAUUUCUAGUUGGUUGUGUGUAUAUUCGAUGCAUAAGGUGAUAAGCUCUUUUCCUUGGGCUUCCACUCCCCCCCCCCCAUAUCCAGCCUGCUGUAAACAUACUAACCUUUACUCUACCUUUCCUGGAGAUUUUCAGUUUCUCUACAUCUCCACCCAUAUCCUUCACAUAAGUGACUUGCUAUGUUCCCUAGAGAAGGAUAUACAGCUAACUCACCACCCUCAUAAAUUCUUAGACCUUCCCAGACAAAAGCCCGCUCUGACUUCCAGUUUCCAAGUAUUUCUCCUUCUUGGCUACUUUUGUUAAGUCUCCUGGGCAAGGCCUUCAGGAGGCCUGAACUAUUUUUGCAUCUCCAUUCCCUCCCACCUCACUGCCCCCUUUAAGAAGCUAGAAAAAAAAGAAAAAAGGAAAACUAGUUUCCGAGAAAAACCAUCACUGAGAAUCCAGAUGAGUAACCCAGACAAUUCCAGUUCAAUAAUCCCUGUUGCUGCUCCCCUCACUGGGUCCAAUGUUCAGGUACAGGAAGAGAAUAGGAUCUGAGAUGGGAUAAGGCAGGGAAUUGGCUAUCACCUUUCUCAGGCUCUUCCAUUUUCCCCAAAUAGUGUGCAUUCUCCUUUAAGGGGCUGGGCAUCUCUGCAGCCUGCUCCCAGUCUGAAGUUUCCGAGGAGCCUCCUUCAGCUGAGCAGGACACACCUUCCCAAAAACCCCAAGUCCUGCUAUACACCUCAAUGCAUCUCUCCCUUUGCCUCUCUUCCUGACUGCCCCAACUCAGCCACAACUCCCAGCCGCUCUCCCAGGGACUUGAGUAUCUUCUGAGGUCUCCCCACCAUAGCUGCUCUGUCCCCCGGAUGGAGCCAGAGAAAUGUGGUGGGGGGGCCGGGGCCACAGUUUUAACAUCGCCCCCCAGAAGGACAACCCAGAAUUGGGGCUCUCUGCACCAAAGUCUAUCCAAGGGAGUGGAAUGCCAGAGCCCAGGAGAAAUCAGCUUGGCAGUUGCCUAACUUCUGGAUGUCUCUCAGGGGAACAGAUCUUAGCCUGGGCGCCUGGGAUAAGAAAAGGGCUGGAACCUGAACUGCCUGGAACCCUGAUCUGCACCAACUUGAGGGUCACCUUCCAGCCCUGUGGAUGGCAGCGGAGUCAGGAUACUCCUCUGAGCAGUGAAUACGAUUUUGCUCUGGUCAACAUUGGGCAGAUAGAGGCUGUGAGUGGCCUGUCCCGGGUUCAGCUCCUCCGGCCUGGGUCUUUGCUUAAAUUUAUCCCUGAGGAGAUUCUGAUUCACGGUCGAGACUUCCGGCUGCUCAGAGUUGGUUUUGAAGCUGGAGGACUCAAGCCUCAAGCCUUUCAGGUGACCAUGGCCAUUGUCAAAGCCAAAGCUCAGAGCAGCCAAGGCCAACAGUAUGCGGGGAUAAUCCUGAGCAAGGCUGGCCAGAGUUCUGCUUCCAGAAAUCCACCUAUCCCCCUCCUGGAGACAUCAGAAGACUGGGAGACUGAGCGGAAAAAACAGGGGGCCAGGGACUGGAGGGUCAGUACUGUCAACGAGAGGUUCGACUUAGCCACCAGCCUCUCCCGUUACUUCUGGGUCCCUAAACGAACUCUGGACAGUGAGGUCAGGAGAACAUUUGGCCACUUCCAUCAGAGCCGUGGACCGCGCCUAUCCUGGCACCACCCUGCAGGCAGUGACCUUCUCCGCUCUGGUGGCUUCUGUACAGCCAGUGACCCUAACAAAGAGGACAUCAGAGCUGUGGAGUCCAUGCUCCAGGCCGGGCAUUCAGAUGUAGUCCUGGUAGACACAAUGGAUGAGCUGCCCAGUCUUGCAGAUGUCCAGCUUGCGCACUCAAAGCUGAGAACCCUCUGCCAGCCUGAUUCAUCUGCAGCUGAGGAUAAAUGGCUAUCAGUCCUGGAAGGAACACGGUGGUUGGACUAUAUCAGGUCUUGUCUUCGAAAGGCCAGUGACAUUACAGUCUUAGUUACAUCCAGGGUUCGCUCUGUAGUUCUUCAAGAGCACAGUGAUCGUGAUUUCAAUGGCCUCCUCUCUUCACUCGUCCAGCUGCUUUCAGCCCCUGAAGCCAGAACUCUGCUUGGCUUCCAAUCACUAGUGCAAAGAGAGUGGGUGGCAGCUGGACAUCCCUUCCUGACACGAUUUGGGGAAACUACAGCCAGUGAAGAGGUCUGCACAUCCCUUCCAACCUUUCAGUUUCCCUCUUCUCAGGCCCCAGUGUUCCUCCUCUUCUUGGAUUGCGUCUGGCAGCUCCUCCAGCAGUUUCCAGCUGAGUUUGAAUUCUCUGAGUUUUUCCUUCUUGCUCUUCAUGAUAGCGUCAGGGUUCCUGAUACUCUUACAUUCUUGAGGGAUACUCCCUGGGAGCGUGGAAAGCAGAGUGGACAGUCCAACUCUUAUACGAAAGUCUACACUCCAGGAUACUGUCAGCUUCCAGCGGGGGACUCAAUUAACCCACAGCUGUCUGUCUGGAACUGGAGUUUACGCUACAGCAAUGAACAGAGACUUCAAUUCCAUAAUCCUGGCUAUGACCCAGAAUCGUGUCCAGAUUCUUGGCUCCCCAGACAACAGUCAAGCUUCACGGUUCCUGGACCCCCCAGUUCUGUGUGGCUCUUCUCUAGAGGGGCCCUGACUCCCCUGAAUCAGCUCUGUCCUUGGAGAGACAGUUCUUCCAUGCUGGCAAUCUCUUCUCGUUGGUUCCCCCGACCUGCUAUCUCCUCUGAAAGCAUGGCUGAUCAGGAGUGGGGGCUCCCCUCACACUGGGGUGCUUGCCCUUUACCUGCGGGGUUGCUGUUGCCCAGAUGUCUGGGACCCCAGAUCAAGCUCUGGAAACGUUGCUACCUGAGGGGAAGGCCUGAGAUCCAGAUGGGUCUCUUAGCUCCCACAAUAUCUGGCCUCCAGGAUGAGCUAGCCCAUCUUCAGGAGCUAUUAAGGAAAUGGACACCAAGAAUAAAUAACUCCUGAGCAUCAUUUAAAGAAAAGAGACCGGAGCCAGGUGGUAGUGCAGUAGGUUAAGCACAGGUGGCGCUAAGCGCAGGGACCUGCGUAAGGAUCCCGGUUCAAGCCCCCGGCUCCCCACCUGCAGGGGAGUCGCUUCACAGGCGGUGAAGCAGGUCUGCAGGUGUCUGUCUUUAUCUCCCCCUGUCUUCCCUUCCUCUCUCCAUUUCUCUGUCCUAUCCAACAACGACAUAAUAACAACAAUAACAAUAACUACAACAAUAAAACAACAAGGGCAACAAAAGAGAAUAAACAGAUAUUAAAAAAAUUAAAAAAUUAUUAUAAAAAAAAAAGAAAGAAAAGAGACCCAAAUACCAAUCUCUCCCAAUCUUGUUGAAAUUACUGGCUUUCUUAGGGAGUUAGGCAGUAGUACAGAGGGUUAAGCACAGGUGGCACAAAGCGCAAGGACCAGAGCAAGGAUCCCAGUUCGAGCCCCUGGCUCCCCACCUGCAGGAGAGUCGCUUCACAGGCUGUGAAGCAGGUCUGCAGGUGUCUAUCUUUCUCUCCCCCUCUGUCUUCCCCUCCUCUCUCCAUUUUUCUCUGUCCUAUCCAGCAACAAAGACAAUAAAAAUAAAAAGAAGGGCAACAAAGGGGAAUAAAUAAAUAUUUUUUAAAAAAGAAAUUACUGGCUCUCUUGGGCCUUGUAUAACGUAGUCUAGGGUGAGGGUUCUUAUGAAAUUCUUGCAAUUUUUCUCAUCUGAUCUUCUUGCCUUACACUCUAGCUCAUACACAAACUUAAAAACAAACCCAUUCAAAUAGAUAGUGUUAACCUUCAAUUCUUGUUUUAAGUCUUGGGAUUUGAGGAAUUAACAACAACAAAAUACAGUGUCAGGAACAUUCUUUCUCUUAAGCUGUGAGAUCAGGGCCAUAAGGUGGCUCAGUGAGCAGAAUGCCUUCCAUAUGUGAGGCCCUGGGUUUGAUUUUCCACAUAUUAAAAUAAAUAAAUAAAAUAUAUGUAUAUAUAUAACGACAGAGAUGCUGCUCUUCAACACCAAGAUGCCAAGCAGACCUCAUUUUUACCUCCUUUUUCUGCUUCUUUAAUUCCAAUGCCUGUUUCUUCCAUUAUAGUUUCCACGGGUAUGGCGUGACACCGGCACACCGGCUUUUCCAAUUGUAAAUUUUUGUAUGACAUUUUUAUUUAAGGAGCUCAUUAAAGUACAGUAUUUAUA